UUUCCUGACACUUUUCUUAACUCAAUCACAUGUUGUUCAACUUCUCAUUUUUCCUCAGAAACGGAUUGUAAACACAAACGUGCAACAGAAUGGUGUCUUGAGUAUUCUGAGCUCGGCCCGAUCUUCCCUGACACAAGCUAAGAGUGCACUUGGAUUGUUGCAAGAGAGCAAAGAGGAAUAUGAAAGCCUGGCUGCUCAGCUGGAUGGAGCGAGGAAGGAUAUGAAUGAAAAAGUGGCAAAUCUCUCAUCAGCAAGCAAAGAACCACUGGUGGUGAGGGCCGAGGAACACGCCAAAUCUUUGCAAGAUUUGGCAAAACAACUGGAAGAAAUAAAGAACAGUGCCAGGAAGGAUGAGUUGGUGGGCUGUGCUGUGGAAGCUUCUACUGCCUAUGACAAUAUUAUUAGUGCCAUCAAAGCAGCAGAGGAGGCAGCCAACCAAGCUGUGAAAGCAGCUGACUCAGCUUUAUCC
Messenger RNA from Cyanistes caeruleus (blue tit), 469 nucleotides. The record is from RefSeq and is a predicted model, not a curated record. Lineage: Eukaryota; Metazoa; Chordata; Aves; Passeriformes; Paridae.